AUGUCUUUCAGGAAGAGAAACACGGUGAUCAAUACCUCUGCCACAGCUACUGCAACCCAGACAAAGCCCGAGAAUGUAUCAGCUCCUGGCGUGAGGCCGUCACCCCAUGACGGCCGUUCUACCACCUCCACGGGGACAGCCUCGCUGGACAGUCUGCUUGCCGGUCACUCGGGCUUGCCGCUGGGAACGUCUCUUCUUGUUGAGGAGCACGGGACCACAGAUUUUGCUGGUGUUCUGCUCCGAUAUUGUGCCGCUGAGGGCUUGGUCCAGGGACAUCAGGUUCAUAUGUUGGGAAUGCACGAGGGUUGGCGAGCCGAGCUGCCAGGUGUCUCGACAGACUCGAAGACGUCUUCAAAGUCUGAAACUUCAGCGAGCGACAAGAUGAAAAUCGCCUGGAGGUAUGAGAGUUUGGGCUCAGUAGGAGCUCCCAGAGAUACACCACAGAAGUCCAUUAAUGCAUCGUCCGGCUCUGGCACAUUCUGCCAUUCGUUCGACUUGACCAAGCGCUUGUCACCGGUCGACGUAAAGGGCCAGAUUGGAUUUCAUCCCACCAUGAGCAUGCCAAGCCUGACCCGGCAGCCCCAGGGGCUCUCCUCCUCUCCGUUCAAGGUUUUCCUUGGGGAUAUUGCUGUCAAGCUGGCAAAUGCGCCGCCCUCGGGGGUUCAUAGAGUCCUGGUGCCCAACCUCCUCUCACCAACCCUGUAUUCGAGCUCGGCCUGCCGUCCAGAGGAGGUCCUUCAGUUCCUGCACGGCUUGCGCGCUUUGCUCAGGCAAUACCCAAGCAAGCUCGUUGCCCUCAUCACCCUUCCUCUAUCUCUAUAUCCUCGAACUUCGGGGCUUACACGAUGGAUGGAGCACUUGUGCGACGGUGUGCUCGAACUUAUCCCUCUACAGUUGGACCCUGUCCAUGCUCCUCCGCCAGACGCUAAGUCGGAAUCUAAAUCAGAAGAGAAAACCCAGGGUCUACUCAAAGUCCACAGCCUACCAAUCUAUCAUGAGAAAGGCGGCGGCGGCACGGAGGGGCACACGGGCGAGGACAUGGCUUUCAGCCUGAGUCGGUCGAGAGGACUCAUCAUUAAACCAUUCGUCCUGCCGCCGAUGUUGGAGGACGAGGAGAAAGAAAAGAACCCGGCAUCGACUACCAGCAGUAUCGACUUCUAA
Messenger RNA from Neoarthrinium moseri, 1161 nucleotides. RefSeq lists its product as uncharacterized. NCBI's taxonomy places the organism in Eukaryota, Fungi, Ascomycota, Sordariomycetes, Amphisphaeriales, Apiosporaceae. The record is from RefSeq and is a predicted model, not a curated record. The coding region runs from base 1 to 1161 and encodes 386 amino acids. The transcript is spliced from 2 exons. Gene Ontology annotation, cellular component: elongator holoenzyme complex; transcription elongation factor complex; cytoplasm. Gene Ontology annotation, biological process: tRNA wobble uridine modification.